Messenger RNA from Lytechinus pictus (painted urchin), 2053 nucleotides. RefSeq names its product succinate dehydrogenase assembly factor 2-B, mitochondrial-like. The transcript is spliced from 4 exons. Gene Ontology annotation, biological process: protein-FAD linkage; mitochondrial respiratory chain complex II assembly; mitochondrial electron transport, succinate to ubiquinone. The record is from RefSeq and is a predicted model, not a curated record. Bases 24 to 500 code for a protein of 158 amino acids. Gene Ontology annotation, cellular component: mitochondrion. Lineage: Eukaryota; Metazoa; Echinodermata; Echinoidea; Temnopleuroida; Toxopneustidae.
UCCCAGAAUGCAAUUCCGUAAAAAUGGCAUCUUAUGUAAGUCGUCUGCUGCGACCAUCUCGUCGAAUUCUUUCAAAUUUUGAGAGAAAAUCUUUCGUAUUAAGAGAGACGGCAUCCAUGAGUACAUAUCAGUCUCCUUCAGGUGAACCCAGUAUUCCAGAGUGGAAGCAGCCACAGAAUGAAACCAUUGAGCUGAAAAGAGCAAGGCUCAUUUAUCAGAGUCGUAAAAGAGGAAUGUUGGAAAAUGGAAUUAUUCUAAGCACAUUUGCUGGUCGUUAUCUAGAGGGAUUUGAUGAAGAGCAACUUGACCAGUAUGAUAACCUGAUCAAUAAGCCUGGCAAUGAUUGGGAUCUCUUCUAUUGGGUAGUUGAGCACAAGCCAACACCUGAGGAAUACGACCAUGGAGUCAUGGAUCUCCUGAAGACAUUUGCGAAGAAUCCUGACAUGGAAUCACGCAUCAGGCAACCUGAUCUUUCAGAGAACGAACAGAGGCACACAUGAGAAAAGAUGACCGGUCCAGAGAAAUGAAAUCCUUCUCGAGAAAUGGACUGUUUAUAUUAAAAUAUGUCAAACCAAAUGUGGUUGAUAUUGACUUGAUCUACAAGCAGAUGGUCUAACACCAUCAUGGCUAAACCCACUUGGUCUACUGUAAAUUUAGUCUAAUUACCAUUUGGUCUAUCCAUCACUUGGUCUCGCUUUCAUUUGGUCUCAUGCCCAAACAGUCUGAUAACCACUUUUGCCUACUUCAUAUUUUGCACUUUGUCAAAUGAAACUUUGGCUCUUAUACAGUUUAUCAAUUCAUAUACACUAGGGCUGUUUAAUAGAACAAGUGUAUUUUAGAUGGAAUGCAUAUAGCCUGAAUGGAAAUAAGACAAAGUGGUUGAUGGGCUAAAUGACAGUUAGACCAAAUAGUUAGUAGAUGAACCGGUUGUAGACGAAGAAUGAUUAGACCAUGUGGGACCAGGCCAGAUGGAAAGUAGACCAAGUGGCAAUAUACUAGUGGGCAAUUUCAUAAAAUAUCAUGAAAUAUGUAUGUCCGACCCCCUAUAUGUGGGGCCUUCAUAUCAUUUUCUGUCUCUGAUUUCCUGUUCUUUUGACAGUCUGUAAUGUUCUAAAAGGACCAUGAUUUGGUCAGUUAAUGAAGUAAGACUCGAGAAAAAUGGGGGUCGGACGUACAAAAAGGUUGAUCAUUUUAUGGAAUUGCCCUACUCUAAUUAUUUUUGUGGUUUGCUGUAGAAGAGAGUGACUUUCAGUUUAUUUUCUGGCCACUCGAGGAGGUGGCACGGACUGAUUAGUCUCUGGUAUCGUGAGGUAUCAUUGACAAAAAUGAAAAGUCCUCUGAUAAUUAUUGUUGGAGAGAUUUGUGAAAGGGAUUUUUGGUCAGUGCUUUCAGCUAUCUUUGACAAAAAUUGAUAAAGCCCCUAAGCCAUGAGAAUUUUGGGUUGUUACUUUUUACAUAUUUCACAGUAUGGUAUCCUGGCAGUGAGCAUUUGUCAUCUCUGGUGCAGCUUCUUGUUCUCUGCAUUCAGAAUUUCUAUAGAAAUAAAAGAUAUAAUCACUUAGGAUUCAGCCCUCGUAAUACAAUAAGAGGAUCUUUCUCCAAAGAGGUGCUGGUAUUUCAUUUUAUAUAAUUUGUGAUAUGUAUUCCAAAGCUUUUUCAAUAGAAAAAAAUACAUGAAGAUAAAUUCAUAAUUUAUAUCUAGGUGGAGGGAAAUGAGUACAGGUAACUGCUAAAGUCAAAUAUCUUUGGUCCAUGUAAACCUAUGGAGCAAUCCUGGGAGAAAUCUCACUUUGAAUCGUGUUUUGUUCACUCUGGUAAAAAAAUGCUUUAUUGAUAAUUGAUAACUGUUGAUUAUUCAACAAAAAGUUAACGUCAACCUAUACGAGAUUAACUGUACUUAUGCUUCAGUGGCAGAAGAUGAACCACAUUAGCAUUAUAACAUUAGUAUAAGCAGACAAUGCCCCCUUAGAUUGCCUUUGUCCACAGAAUGUCUUUGAAUUGUCACUGUAAGAUAUCUGUAUGUAAAUAUGAAUAAAUAACACAUAUACAUGUA